Messenger RNA from Talpa occidentalis (Iberian mole), 7474 nucleotides. RefSeq names its product transcription activation suppressor (gene TASOR). Gene Ontology annotation, cellular component: heterochromatin; nucleoplasm. NCBI's taxonomy places the organism in Eukaryota, Metazoa, Chordata, Mammalia, Eulipotyphla, Talpidae. The record is from RefSeq and is a predicted model, not a curated record. Gene Ontology annotation, biological process: negative regulation of gene expression, epigenetic; protein localization to heterochromatin. The transcript is spliced from 24 exons. Gene Ontology annotation, molecular function: chromatin binding. Bases 220 to 4773 code for a protein of 1517 amino acids.
ACUGCCCGAGCGAGGAGCGGCUCCUGGGGCUGGGCACGGGGUUGGGGCGCCCGCUUCGGGGCCCUCGAAAGGCUGCUGGGUCGGGAGCGCGGCCCGCGGCCCCGGGGGGGAAGGGGUGGGUGGGCUGAGAACAGCUCGGUGGCGCGGCCGGCCCGCCGCCCCUUCCCCCCACCCCCGUCGACCUUGUAGAAGCUUCCCGGAGCUCCCCACGCCGGCGCGAUGGCGGCUGCCGCGGAGCCCGAGGCCUCUCAGCCGACGGACGCGAGCUGGGACGGUGGCGGCGGCGGCGACGACGAGAUGAAGCAGUCGCUUCCGGAGCUUGAGUCCUCCCCACAAAAUGGCGGCGGCGGCGGCGGCCGCCUCAGCAUCGCGGAGCCGGGCGUCGGCCCCGGACCUGAGGAGACCGCAGCGGCCGAGGCCGCCCCAAGCCUCAGCCACGAGCAGCCUCAGGACCUCUCUGAGGCGGGCGCGGCCACGCUGCCCCGAGGCCCGGAAGAGCCCGAAAGACCCGUUAGGAGGAGUUUUCAGAUCCCCAGGAAGAGCAGAGAAAAGAAAGCACUUUUCCAGCCAUUAACUCCAGGCUCUCGAGAAUUUGAAGAUGUUUUGAAUAUUCUCCAUUCAUCUUACCUUGAACCAACCUCAGUAGGAAAUUUUAACUACAAACGAGCUUGCUUGAUACAUAAUGAACUUUUGGAAAAGGAGUUUACAGAAAAGCGAAGAGAACUGAAGUCUGACGGUCGUUUAGACAAAGAACUUUCAGAAUCCUAUGCAUUUCUGAUGGUUGAUCGAUACCAAGUUCAAAGCUUAUGUGAAAAAGGAUUACAGGUGGGCCAGUCCAAAAUAACAAUUCUUGGCAGUCCUUCCUUGGGUAUCUAUCUUUCUAGAUAUGCUGAUUUAUUACAGGCCAAUCCUUUGGAAGCUGGGGCCAUGGGCGAUGUUGUUAUUUUUAAAAUAAUGAAGGGUAAAAUAAAGAGCAUUUAUGACUCCAUGGGUGCAAAAAGUUUGGAACCUACAUUAAGUAAAAGUGCUUUGGAUCCAACACCAAAGCAUGAAUGCCACAUGUCGAAGAAUGCCAAUAGGAUUACAUCACUUUUGGCUUAUAGAGCUUAUGAGCUUACUCAGUAUUAUUUUUAUGAGUAUGGCUUUGAUGAGCUAAGGCGAAGACCAAGACAUGUGUGUCCAUAUGCAGUUGUGUCUUUUACUUACAAAGAUAAUAUACAAACUCCCAAGUUUGCAUCUUCAUCAAGAUCUAAUAGCUUUAAUGCAGAUAGAAACACAGAUAAAUUUAACUAUACCUUGUGGAAAGGACAGCUUUUAAAUAAAGGAAAGCUUUUGUGUUAUAUCUCUCUGAGGUCAGCCACUCGUGCUUUUUUGCCUAUCAAACUACCCGAGAAGUUAGAUGUUGAAACAGUUAUGAGUAUUGAUCAUCUGAAACAGAAAAUCCCUCCGGCGCUGUUUUAUAAGGAAACCUAUUUUGGUCCAUAUGAAGUUUUGAAGAAUGGAAUGUAUUGCAGUCUCUAUGAAGUCGUAGAGAAGACAAGAAUUGGAAGUAACAUGGAGAAUUUACUGCAAAAACUAGAAAAAGAAAAACUUGUUCUUGUUAAACCUUUGGGAGACCGAGGAUACCUUUUUCUUCUCCCUCUUUGUCAAAUGGUUUCUCCAUAUGACCAUCAAACUGCCAGGCCUCGAGUCCUACAUGCUUUGUUUCUAUUUCAAGAAUCUAGAGGCAUAGUUACUCCACAAAGAGGUUCAACCAAUGCAGCACCACAGGAAAGACAUGAGAACAUGCCAGAUGUAUUAAAAAUAACUCAGUUUUUACAAUAUGCUUUGAUUCAGUGUCGAAAGGAAUUUAAAAAUAUAAAUACUAUAAAUUUUCAUUCUGUUGUUGAGAAGUAUGUAAGUGAAUUUUUUAAACGAGGUUUUGGUUCAGGUAAACGAGAGUUUACCAUGUUUUCAUAUGACUCACGAUUAGAUGACAGAAAAUUUGUAUACUCAGCUCCCAAAAAUAAAUCCCAUAUUGAUAAUUGUUUGCAUGCCUAUAUUUUUCGGCCUGAAAUGUAUCAGUUACCUAUUUGUAAAUUAAAAGAACUAUUUGAGGAAAAUAGGAAACUUCAGCAGUUCAGUCCACUUUCAGAUUAUGAAGGUCAAGAAGAAGAAAUGAAUGGCACAAAAGGGAAAUUUGGAAAACGAAAUAACUCAAGGAUUAAAACUGUUAUACCUGGAAAACAGAAGUCAUCUCACUCUUUGGAUUAUGAUAAGGAUAGAGUCAAAGAAUUGAUUAAUUUAAUUCAGUGUAGGAAAAAAAAUGUGGGUGGGGACUCAGACAUCGAAGAUAUGAGAAGCAAAACUGUCUUGAAGAGGAAGCUUGAGGAUCUACCUGAAAAUAUGAGGAAACUUGCGAAAACCAGUAGUUUUUCUGAAAAUUGCCAUCUCUAUGAAGAGUCUCCGCAGCAUGUUGGCUCACUUGGGCAUGAUGCUGAUUUGAGACAGCAGCAGCAGGAUACCUCUAAUUCUGGCUCUACUGACAUCCACAGGCUGUUUAAUUGGCUGUCAGAAACACUAGCAAAUGCACGUCAUUCUGAUGCGUCCCUGACAGACACAGUGAACAAAGCCUUAGGAUUGACCUCUGAUGAGGCCUAUGAAGAACUGAGACAAAAGCAUGACUUUGAGUUGAACUCCACCCUGGACAAAAAAGAAUAUGAACAGUCUACUUGUGCAAAAAUUGAAAACACACAUUUUAAGGGUACUCAGAGCCCAUUGUUAGACGUUGCUAUAUCAUCUUUAAAGUAUCCUGUUGCUGUUUCUAUCAGUGAAGUAGGCAGUGACCACAAACUACAUUUGAAAGAAGACCCAAAUUUAAUUAGUAUGAAUAAUUUUGAAGAUUGCAGUUUAUGUCCCAUUAAUCCCAUUGACUAUGGAUUCCAUAGACAAUCUAAGUCAGAUGUUGAAGAGACUGAGAUACACUGGAAACUGAUUCCAAUUACAGGAGGAAAUGGAAGAAGCCCGGAAGACCAGCUGGGGAAACAUGGUGAGAAACAAGCACCAGGUAUGAAAUCACCAGAAGAACAACUGGUGUGUCUGCCACCACAGGAGGCCUUUCCUAACGACCCCCGGGUAAUAAGUAGGCAGAGAAGUUCUGAUUACCAGUUUCCAUCCUCUCCAUUUACAGACACACUAAAGGGCACCACUGAGGAUGAUGUGUUGACAGGUCAGGUGGUGGCAGUGGAGGAGCAGUGUGUGCCAGCAUCAGAACCGCCUGCAGUGAGCGAAACCACAGAGAGGACAGUUUUAGGAGAGUAUAAUCUCUUUUCUAGGAAGAUAGAAGAGAUUUUGAAGCAAAAGAAUGUUUCAUAUGUCAGUAAGAUUUCUACACCUGUAUUUUCAACACAAGAGAAGAUGAAACGGCUCUCUGAGUUCAUAUAUUCUAAGACUUCCAAAGCUGGUGUACAGGAGUUUGUAGAUGGCUUGCAUGAGAAACUAAAUACUAUUAUUAUCAAAGCAUCAACUAAGGGUGGGAAUUUGCCACCAGUCAGUCCUAAUGAUUCUGAAACUAAGAUAGCAUUGACUCCUCUGGCGAGGCAUGUCCUACCGGUGUCUUCAAGUGACUUCAACCAUAAACACUUCCUUGAGCCACUUUGUAGCGAUACUUUGAAAGACACCAUCUCUAAUGAGCAACAUUCCUCUUCGACUUUGGGUUUAACUGAAGAAGAAUUGAACCAGCCACAGCAUGUCACAGAGCUGAUGGUGACUUCCGAUCACACUGUACCUGGUGAUAUUGCCCGGGAACCAGUAGAAAAGGAAACAACAAAAUCGCCCAGUGAUGUAAAUAUUUCUGCCCAACCAGCUCUUUCAAAUUUUAUAAGCCAGCUAGAACCUGAAGUAUUUAACAGCUUGGUUAAAAUCAUGAAAGAUGUCCAGAAAAAUACUGUGAAAUUUUACAUUCAUGAAGAAGAGGAGAGUGAGCUCUGUAAAGAAAUAAAGGAGUAUCUUAUCAAAUUAGGCAAUACAGAAUGUCAUCCAGAACAGUUUUUGGAAAGAAGAUCAAACUUAGAUAAACUAUUGAUUAUUAUUCAAAACGAAGACAUUGCAGGUUUCAUCCACAAGGUACCUGGCUUGGUGACUUUAAAGAAGCUCCCCUGUGUUAAUUUUGCUGGUGUGGAUAGCCUGGAUGAUGUUAAAAAUCAUACAUACAAUGAAUUGUUUGUAUCUGGAGGUUUUAUUGUGUCUGAUGAAUCCAUUCUAAAUCCAGAUGUUUAUACAAUUGAGAGCCUUAAAAAUUUUUUGACAUUCCUUGAAGAACUUAGUACUCCAGAAGGAAAAUGGCAAUGGAAAGUCCAUUGUAAAUUUCAAAAAAAACUAAAGGAACUGGGCAGAUUGAAUGCUAAAGCACUAAGUCUGCUGACGCUUUUGAAUGUCUAUCAAAAGAAACAUCUAGUUGAAAUUCUGUCCUACCACAACUGUGACUCACAAACUAGAAAUGCUCCAGAAUUGGACUGCCUUAUCAGACUGCAGGCUCAGAACAUACAGCAGAGACACAUAGUCUUUUUAACAGAAAAGAAUAUCAAGACGCUUUCAAGUUAUACAGAUAAUGGAAUUGUCGUUGCAACUGCAGAAGACUUUAUGCAAAACUUUAAAAAUCUUGUGGGCUAUCACAACUCACUCACAGAGGAAAACCCUCCACUGCUUGGUGCUAAUGAGAAUCUUGAGUCACAGUCAGAUGCUGUAUUGACAUUAACCCCUUUGGAGCUGGGAGUUGGGAUUUCCCAACAUUAAACGUGAACACAUUUCGCAGAAGCUUUUAGCAUCGGAUUAUCUGGACAUUCACACCUAGUGUGAGUGUUGUGACUAAGUGAACUUGUGGCAGAAGACCAAGCUUUAAGGGAUUGUGGACUUGCAGACCCUGACGCAUUAUAUUGUGUGAGUAGUGUAUAAUUUUAAAACUUAAACAAAUUGUGUAUUUCAAUAGAGGAGGACUUUUUGUUUUUUAAAUGUAGCUCUUUUAGAAAACGAUGGAAAGGAUGAAGAGGAUAUGUCUCUGGAUUCAGGGGAUGAAAUCUCACAUAUAGAAGUAUGCAGCAAUUUUCAUUCAGAAAUAUUGGCGAAAGAGACCAAAGGAUCACGUGGAACAGAUCAAAAAAAGAAUAUUCAAAUUGAAUUGCAAUCGUCUCUUGACGUGCAAAAAAGUUUAUUAGAAGAUAAGACUUAUCAAAUUGAUUUUGAAGAGAGAGCUUCUAUCGAUAAAGUAUGCUCUGGAGGAGAGAACAGCAAUUCAUCUGAACAAGAUUCAUAUAGCAACUUUCAGGUUUAUCACAGUCAAUUAAAUAUGUCCCACCAGUUUAGUCAUUUUAAUGUUCUCACUCAUCAGACAUUUCUGAGGACACCAUAUGCCCUUUCAUCAAGUCAGUGUCAAGAAAGUGAAAAUUACUUUGUAUCUGCUUAUACUCAAAGCUUGGAUAGAGAGAAAUCUCCAUCUCCCUUAAGUUGGAAAAGUGGUUCUUCCAGGCCAUAUUCAAAAGAGAAAUAACUUUUUUUUGAAAUAGGUUAUGGACUUUUUUCUGUUUCUUAAACGUGAAUUAACAAUUUAUAUUUCAUUCUUUAAAAGGUUUCUUGUCCUUGUUUUUUUCCCUCUUUAUUUAAAUCAUGAUAGCCUGUAACAGUUGAAGCAUCUGAAAAUUGAAAUAAAUAUAUAUAUAUUUUUAACAUAUAUUGUACUUGAAUUAUCUCAUGUUGGCACUUUGAAGUUCUACAUUUAUAUGCCACCUGCACUUAGGCUGCAGACGGAAGCCUGUUUUUUAGAUAUAGGUCUAGAUAUUUGCAAAAGGGUAAUACAUAGCAAUGGCUUUUUUCUUUCCUAUGUUGGGUAGUAACUACUUUUGCUGAAAUGACUAUCAACUAUUGUAUUUUUGAUUUACACUUUUGUAGUGUUUUUAUACAGGUAUAAGACAGCAAUGUUUGGUACCUCAAGAGUUACCUAACAGUGCUGUUUCAUUUAGAUGAUAAAUGUAUAUAGACCGUAAUGCCAAGCAGCAUUAUUUUUUAUCCUCUUAGCAUUAACCAUGUAAAAAUUACCUGUUGCUGAAAUUUUGGUCAACCUUUUAUUUGAAAGCAUUUGAUAAUUAUGAUUUCUGACUGAACCAAAUUCACUUUGAUAUUUUAAGAGAUUUUUGACAACUUGGGACAAAGUAUUUGUGACGGUCGUAAGCACUUAAAUGUCAAUGUGUUAUGUACUAAAACAAAAUUCACAGAACAUUCAGAUAACUGACUUGUAAACGAAAACUGUGCUAAAGUUAGAGAAUAGGAAUUUUCACAUAAGCCUAUGGGUUACAAGUUGGGAUGUGUAAAUAAAGUUAGACUUGUGGCGCUUAAAAGGGACCUGGAAGAGUUCUACCCUUUCAAAUGUUUUUAUGGAACAAAAGAACAUUAUGUAUUUUAAUUUAUAAGCUUCAUAAAAAGUGAAAGAAUGUUGUCUGUUAACAGGGCAAAAAGUCCAGACUGAAAGGUAAGUAAGUAGAAUGUGUUUUUUCAACUAAGCCUUUACAAAAGUGAUUUAUUAUAAAUAUACAAAAAAAAAAAAAAAAAGUUUUACUACAUAAUGUACAAGUUUUGAAUAAUAAAUCUAGCCUGUCUGAAAUAUAAAGUUAAGCAACAAGCACACUUUAUAAUUUGGAAGACAAAUGUGAACGAUUUGAUAUUCUACAUUGAAAAUGAAGGACUAAAAUUCUCCUCUUGAUUUGCAGCUAAAGGCAUGAGGUUAGUUUCCAACUCUCUCUGCUUCUGGAGAAGGCCCUGAAAUCAUAUUGAUAUGUUUAGUAAUCUUCAACAAACUUGCAAAUUAUUCCCCUUUCACAUUCCUGUCUUGUUUUUUAAAGAUAUGUUAAGAGCUCAGAUACUUGCUCACAGCUUAAAAUGUAUGUUGUUGAAUUUAAUCACACACAACUUUGCAUAUUCACCAAUUGGGAUGACUUUUCUUAAAGCCAAGUCCCUAUGUGGGGUUCAGAACCCCCUGCACCCUAAAUGCUGUGACAAACAUGGGUAAUCUCCAUUAAGCGAGAAGUAUAAAAAAAAACAAAACAAAACAAAAAAACCUUUGAUUUUGAGUUAGAUAAAACUAAAGUGGAGUUGGCAAAUAAGAGCACAGUGAAAGAAAAAUACCUGUAGGAUCAAUUUUCGAGCCAUUUUUUUUUUUCCUCAAGCCAGGCAAUUGGCAAAAAAAAGUUAGAGCCUUAAAAUAGGAAAUGUUUACCUCAGCAAAUCACAAUAAUUGGUCUGGUAAGGUUAUAAAUUUACAGUGAAUUAUUCUCUGGGACUUGCGUCAAUGUUUUGUUUCAGACACUGCCAUUUUUUUUUUUUAAACCAUGAACUGCUUUUAGUGAGAACUUAUUAAAGCAUAAUUGUGUAUUUUUCUGCCCAUUUUUAGGGCGUUAUUGAUCAUGUAUGUGAUUUUCGUUCAAUAAAAUUGUCUAAAUAUUUGAUC